This is a messenger RNA of Botrytis porri, 1164 nucleotides long. RefSeq lists its product as uncharacterized. Gene Ontology annotation, molecular function: hydrolase activity. Bases 1 to 1164 code for a protein of 387 amino acids. NCBI's taxonomy places the organism in Eukaryota, Fungi, Ascomycota, Leotiomycetes, Helotiales, Sclerotiniaceae. The record is from RefSeq and is a predicted model, not a curated record. The transcript has a single exon.
AUGUCUUCCAGCCCUGAUUCCAACUCUCACCCCCUCAUUCUAACCCAUCCUCCUCCGCUCAAUCCAGCCUGGGAAUCACAUAUUCCUCAUCUCCCAGCGCCUAGUACCUCCACCUCCCCUGAUAUCCGCAAAGCUGUAUACAGUCAAAACUGCAUCAAUCAAAACACCAGUCUUCUCCGCACUUCUCUUAUUCACCUUACUCAAGACCUCCUCAUAACCUCUUCUUCCAUCCCUUCACCAUCCGGUCACAAGAUCCCUACUCGUCUCUACACUCCCACUUCCGCCACCAACUCCGCCUCUGUUCCCAGUUCAGAUUCUCAAUCACUAAUCAUCUAUUUCCACGGCGGCGGUCUUUACGUUGGCAAUCUCGAUUCCGAAGAUCUAACAUGUCGUCAACUGUCCCUUUCUCUUUCUCUCACACUCCUCUCGGUAUCCUACCGCCUAAUGCCCUCGUACCCUGCCGACGAUGCUGUCUCCGAUGCACUGACCACUUUCACCCAUCUUUGUACUGAAUUCCCUUCCAGAAAAUUCAUCCUGGUGGGGAGUUCGAGCGGUGGGCAAUUAGCUGCUACUGUUGCUCUGACUUAUCUUCGAGAAAAAGGGAGGAGUGAUGGGAAAGAAGGUGGGCGUAUACUGGGAGUUCUUCUGAGAUGUCCAGUAACAUGUGAUGCUACGGAUAACGGUACAAGUAUCCCAGAAGAAUGGAAAAGUAUACACACGAGUAUGAAAGAGGAGUUUUAUACAGGGAUAUUGAAUAAGCCGGCUGUGACGAGAGAAAAUAGAGUCAAGGGGUAUAAGAUGCCUUUGGAAAUGUUGGCGGAGAUGCCGAAGUUCACUGAGGCAUCCAAACUUGUUGGAAGCGAUCAAGAAGACGUCAAUACAAGAUGGUUCAUACAGCUUUGUACUAAUGAUAUAUAUUAUUCUGACGGGGUAUGUCUUGCGCUUGGGCUGAAAGAGAGAGGAUAUGGUGUGAAGGUUCGAGUAGAAUUUGGAUGGCCUCAUACGUUUUGGUUGAAGGGGAUGGUGUUAGAAGAAGCUCAGAAGACCGAAAUGGAACUUGUUAAAGGAGCGAAGUGGAUUUUAGAUAGACCAGAGGGAGCUGACACCAAAGAGCUGCAGGAACAGAAUGAUUGGGUGAAACAGAGUGAGGUGGCCAACCUGUGA